AUGGUGGAGUCAGAAAAAACCAUUCUUCCCAUUUUCUACGGCGUCAAGCCGGGCGUUGUUUGCCGCCAGCAAGGAACAUAUGGAGAGUCCUUCGUCGAUCAAGAAAAGCGCAGUGAUACCGAGACAAUCAGUAAGUGGAAGACUGCUCUGGCAAAUGUUGCUGGGGUAAAGGGAUUCGAAUUGGAGGAUGUCAGAAGUGGGUAUCACGAGCUUCUAAGGAAUGUCGUUUCUAAACUUUGGCAACUCUUGGAGAUGGGUAAGGAAGACGUGACUGAAAAUUUAGUUGGAAUACACAGCAACGUGCAGGAGAUGAUGCGAAAGCUUGGUGUCCAUAACGAAGACGGACAAGUUGCCGAGGGAAGAUGCGUGGCUGCAGUGUGUGGUCUUCCCGGAGUUGGCAAAACCACUCUCGCAAAGGUGGUAUACAACAAAAUCAGUCACUUCUUUGAUGCUUGCAGUUUCCUUAAAGACGUCCGGGAUGAGAUUGUACAAAAAAAUUUGGUAUCUCUGCAGAAUAAGUUAAUUCGAGAUCUCAAGAGAGGAAAUUUCCAAGAAGUGAAAUUCUCCGAUCAAGGCACCAAAGUUAUAAAAUGCCAAUUCCGACGAAAAAGAGUUCUCAAUGUCUUGGAUGAAGUGGACGACUUCGAACAAAUCAAACCACUGGCCGAGAAUCUGACUUGGUUUGGUCCGGGAAGUAGGAUCGUCCUAACAACCCGAAGGAAAGAUGUUAUUAAGCAUUACAAGAUUCAAGAAAUCAAUGAACACGAGGCCUUACCUAUGAAUGAAAAUCAUGCUCUAGAACUUUUCUGUAAGCAUGCUUUUCGACCGGGUCAUCCCGAUGACUACGGUUCUCUGCCAACCGAAAUCAUUUCGGCCGUUGGGAAGCUUCCUUUUGCUAUUGAAAUUGUGGGGUCAUAUCUGAAUGGGAAGAGCCCAGAAAUAUGGAGAGAGACUUUGGAUAAAUUAAAAGGAGAGCUGGAAAAAGGAGUGGAACCAAUGUUGAAGGCAUGUUAUGAUCUUUUGGACGAAAACACAAAAGAUAUAUUCCUUGAUAUAGCAUGUUUCUUUAUAGGGGUUGAUAAGACAAUCCCCUAUUACAUGUGGGAUGCCCAUAAACGUUUCCCAAAUAGAGGUGUUCAUGAACUUCAAAAUAGGUCUUUCAUAAAAAUUAGCGAAGAAAAAGAGUUUUGGAUGCAUGACCAAUUAAAAAUCCUAGGAAGAGAACUUGUGAAGAAGGAAAAUCCUAAAAACCCCGGGAAGCGCAGUAGGCUAUGGGAUUACAAAGAUGUCCAAACAACAUUGCGAAAAAAGAAGUGUACUGAAAAUGUUGAAGCUCUCCGUGUAACCCCCAAUUAUAAUCAAGAUGAACCGGAAUGCGACUGUCCUCAUUACGACAAUUUUCAUCAUCUAUCAAAUCUGAAGUUUCUUGAAUUGAAUAAUGUUGGUAUUGAGGGAAAUCCUGAGAAUCUUCUACUUUCAAACCUAUUAUGGCUUGAUUGGCAUGGAUGCCCUGAGAAAUCUAAUUUGUUUGCAUUGGAUAUGAAGAAACUGGUAAUUCUCAACUUAUGUUCAAGCCGAGUCACAUUGAACUUGGAAGACUGGGAAAAUCUGAUGCUGAAAGCUGGGAGUUUGAAAGUCUUGAAUCUAAAAGGCUGUCCCUGGAUCACUGCAUCUCUGGAAUUCCCUGCCUCGAUGCCUUUAGAAUGCUUGAUCCUGGAAGGUUGUUUAUUAUCAACUCCAACAAUUGAUGAAUCCAUUACUAGCUUAGAAAAUCUAGUUUCCUUAAACAUGAAGCGUUGCACAUCGAUGAAACAUUUGCCACCAGCACUGUGUUCCCUGAGAGCAAUGAAAGAGCUUCUGAUUGACGGAACUAAAGUUGAAAGACUUCAUUUUGAGGAAGGCUCUUUGCCAGCACUGGAAAUCCUCAGUGCUUGCGAAUGUGAAGUAUUGGGUGAAGUCACUGAUUCCAUUGGAUUAUUAAAGAAUCUUUGGAAGCUUACUUUAAGAAGUUGCAAGCGGCUAAAAGGACUUCCACAUUUCAUUGGAAAGCUUGUUGGGCUACAGGAAAUGGACCUGUCGUACACCUUAAUCAAUGAAUUACCUUCUUCUGUCAAGGAAUUGAAAAAGCCUGAAGUGCUAAAGAUGGUUUAUACUGACCUAGAAGAGUUUCCUGAAACCAUAAAAGAUCUUGAGAAGCUUCAAGAGUUGGAUUUCACCCACUGCAAAAGUUUGAGUGGAGAUUGCAGCAUCACAGGAUUGUCUUCUUUGAGAAUCUCGAGAUUAAAAUGUACAAGAAUUUCUCGCGUGCUCAUUGGAGAUUAUGGGCAUUCUAAUCUCUACGUCCUUGAGGAAGAUGACGGCGUCGAGUUUAUCAAUCCUCUCGCAAUUUCGCUUUAGGUCAGACCUUCUUAUCGACAAAAUGUAGAUGAUUCUGUGGAUGUCAUGCUUUAGUCUCGAAGGUUCAAAACUAAGGUAUGUCUUGGAAAUUUCUUAUCCAUGUGGGCUUAAACGAGUAAGUGGAUAACUGAGAAAGUUGACUUCGUCAAAUGGCUCUUCUCUUGAUAGGUUACAUUACUAUUGAUGUCAGAGCCAUUGAAUUUUGCAUUAGUGGGCAUGAAUUGAUGUCAAGCUAUGUUUCUAAAAAGCUUGAACUUGAAGUGCGAUCAUGUAUUUGGAAAGACACUACUCUUCGUUCCUUUUU
This is a messenger RNA of Syzygium oleosum, 2701 nucleotides long. RefSeq names its product disease resistance protein RUN1-like. The coding region runs from base 1 to 2397 and encodes 798 amino acids. Gene Ontology annotation, molecular function: ADP binding. The record is from RefSeq and is a predicted model, not a curated record. Gene Ontology annotation, biological process: signal transduction; defense response. The transcript is spliced from 5 exons. NCBI's taxonomy places the organism in Eukaryota, Viridiplantae, Streptophyta, Magnoliopsida, Myrtales, Myrtaceae.